CUUCAAUUCCUUUUUAAAUUAUAUUUUUUCCUGAAAAUUUAAUCAUGUAUUAUGUAAUUUAAAUGUAAUACUCUAAAAAUCAUGACUUUGCAUUUCAUUCAAAUAUAUAUCAUCUGAAAUGGCGGGAGAAAAUAUGAAAUAAAAGCACCCAACUGCCAUGACUACAUCUCAGUGUUCACUAGCUGUACCCACAGAUUCUACACAUCCACAUAAAAUGAAUUCCCCGAUUGUGAUUAAUCAAUGGUCAUCAUCAUCAUCGUUAUCAGUAUGUCCAGAUGAUGAUCGUUUAGGUGAACGAGUAAGUCUGAAUGAACUCCCAGAGAAACCAGGACAUAAUGCCCUGACAGAUUCAAUCAAUACAUGUUCAUUAGAAACACAAUUAUACAAUGAAGAGGAGAAAUUCAUUGCUGAAUGUUUAGCUGUGGAUAGUAGUCAUCAUAACCAUCACCACCAUCAUCAUCAUGAUAAACUAUUACAUAAUGAUAUUAUCCUGGAUGAUUUCGACUAUGAUAGAGAUUUAUUACAAAAUCCAUAUUUUUAUACAUCAUGUACUGAUUAUGAUUGUGAGUUAGCAGGUGGGGGUGGUGGUGCAGCAGGAUUUAAUCAUUCUCCAAUAUUGAGUAGAGGGUAUUCAAGACAUGCAAGAAAACUUGAUAGUGAUCCAACUAUUAUACUGACAUUGUUGAAAUGGGCACGUGUUGGAUCUAGUCAACUGCACGGGGAUGAUGAUCAGAUAGAUCGGAUUAAUUAUCAAUUUACAAGUGUACUUCUGUUGAUUUUAUUAACACUGACAGGAUUUAGACAAUAUUUAUCUCACCUACCCUUACAAUGUUGGAUACCACAAGAAUUCUCACGUAGUUGGGAAGAAUAUGCUGAACACUACUGUUGGGUAACCAACACAUAUUUUAGCAAUCUUAAAUCAAAUAUUCCACCUGUACACGAACGUACAACUAUUGUACGUUAUUAUCAAUGGGCAACAUUUGUGUUUAUAUUGCAAGCUGCAGGAUUUUUCCUUCCAUGUUUAAUUUGGAGACUGUUACAGAACCAUUCAGGAUUUCAUGUUCAACGAAUAAUGCGUAGUGCACUCCGUGUUAACUGUACACCAACUGAUUCAACCCAAACUAUAACAGAUGGUCUUGCACGAUACAUUGACAAUGUUAUCUAUCAUAGAUCCUAUAAAACUUGGCGUGUACCAUCCUCCACAGAUAAAUCACGCAGUAAACGAAAGAUAUCACGAAUAGAUGCUGCUAUAAAAUCUGCACAAAAGUCCACCAUCUGUACAUCGUCUGAAUCGACAACAUCCUCACAUGAUGAAACUGGGACAGAGACAAAACUCGUCAAAUUUGAAAAACGACCCACAUCUUCAUCAUAUCAAUAUAGAGCCCUACCUAGUGAAUCUACCACCUUGCCUAGAAGUCAUAAAAAGUCUCGUGCACCUCAACCACCGGUAACAACAUCCACGACAACUCCUACUACCACUACUACAAAUUCAUCGAAAUUAAACUCUGAUCAGAUAAUUUAUGCAUCGAAUCUAGUCUCAAAGCCCAGUGUAAAUGUGAUACAACCUAAAGUGAGGCCAGCGCCUAGACGGAAUCUGCGUAGAGGUGGAGCAUCAGCAUCAUCGUCGACGUCAUUAUGCUGUAAUAAAUACGGUUUAUGUUUUACUGGUCUUUCAAAUUUCGAUAAAAGUAGUCAGAAGUCAGGGUUGGAGCAACCACUUGUAUCCACAUCGAAAGUGACGUCGAAAACAACAUCAACAGCCUCAGUAAUGGUGACAUCGACUAAUCAAGCUCACAGUCCAA
This is a messenger RNA of Trichobilharzia szidati, 1802 nucleotides long. The record is from the annotation of a GenBank genome assembly. Lineage: Eukaryota; Metazoa; Platyhelminthes; Trematoda; Strigeidida; Schistosomatidae.